Phaethon lepturus (White-tailed tropicbird) is the source of this 1068-nucleotide messenger RNA. It is a transcript of the gene BYSL, whose product is annotated as bystin-like. Gene Ontology annotation, molecular function: snoRNA binding. The record is from RefSeq and is a predicted model, not a curated record. Gene Ontology annotation, cellular component: cytoplasm; nucleolus; preribosome, small subunit precursor. NCBI's taxonomy places the organism in Eukaryota, Metazoa, Chordata, Aves, Phaethontiformes, Phaethontidae. Gene Ontology annotation, biological process: rRNA processing.
CGCACGCUGGCGGACAUCAUCAUGGAGAAGAUCACGGAGAAGCAGACGGAGGUGGAGACGGCACUGUCGGAGAUAUCGGGCUGCCCCAUGCCCCAGCUCGAUCCCCGUGUCCUAGAGGUCUACAGGGGUGUCAGAGAGGUGCUGUCCAAAUACAGGAGUGGGAAACUUCCCAAGGCAUUUAAAAUCAUUCCUGCCUUGUCCAACUGGGAGCAGAUCCUCUACAUUACAGAGCCAGAGACGUGGACAGCAGCUGCCAUGUACCAAGCCACCAGGAUAUUUUCAUCCAACCUGAAAGAGAGGAUGGCCCAGCGGUUCUACAACCUGGUGCUGCUGCCGCGUGUCAGGGAUGACAUCGCCGAGUACAAGCGCCUCAACUUUCACCUCUACAUGGCUUUGAAGAAGGCUCUGUUCAAGCCGGCAGCCUGGUUCAAAGGGAUCCUCAUACCCCUGUGCGAGUCAGGGACCUGCACACUGCGGGAGGCCAUCAUUAUCGGCAGCAUCCUCACCAAGUGCUCCAUCCCCGUCCUCCACUCCAGCGCAGCCAUGCUGAAGAUCGCCGAGAUGCAGUACAGCGGCGCCAACAGCAUCUUCCUCCGGCUGCUCAUUGACAAGAAGUAUGCCCUGCCCUUCCGUGUCGUGGAUGCCCUCGUCUUCCACUUCCUGGCCUUCCGCACGGACCAGCGGGCCUGCCAGUUGCCAGUGCUGUGGCACCAGAGCCUCCUGGCCUUGGCCCAGCGCUACAAGGAAGACCUCUCCUCGGAGCAGAAGGAGGCUUUGCUCGAGCUGCUCAAAUUCCACAGUCAUCCGCAGAUCUCGCCAGAGAUCCGGAGGGAGCUGGUGAACUCCAAGACGCGGGAUGUGGAGGGGCAGCAGGCCCCGGCCCUGGGGGGCAGCAGCCCCUGGCCAUGGACAACUCUUGUGCCCUGCCACCAUGAAAACAGUCGCUUCACCCCGGCCGCCUGCGGAGCGCCGAGCCCUGACAGACGAGCGCGGAUCCUGCUCCAUGCUCCCAGCCGGUGGAAUGAAUCCUCAGCAGGCGUGAGAUGGAGAGGGCUGACGGAUGGGUAG